Messenger RNA from Dermatophagoides farinae (American house dust mite), 2055 nucleotides. Its product is annotated as homeobox protein Meis1. Gene Ontology annotation, molecular function: DNA binding. NCBI's taxonomy places the organism in Eukaryota, Metazoa, Arthropoda, Arachnida, Sarcoptiformes, Pyroglyphidae. The record is from RefSeq and is a predicted model, not a curated record. Gene Ontology annotation, biological process: regulation of DNA-templated transcription.
UCAACAAGAAAAAAUCAUCAAUGAUGGCCCAUAGGUAUGAUGACGGGCUUUAUGGAUCGAUGGAGAAUCCAUAUGCAACAAUGUCCGGUUUAGGAUCAGGACAUGUAGCAGCUCAUCUAUCGAAUCAUGGUACACCACAGCCACAACCACCACCACCACCAUCAUCGAUGCAUAAUUCUUAUCAUAAUAAUAAUCACCAUGUUAUGUCAAACAAUGGUCCAAUGUUGGGACAAAUGGCAGACAAAAGAGACAAGGAUGCAAUCUAUGGACAUCCAUUAUUUCCAUUAUUGGCAUUAAUAUUUGAAAAAUGUGAAUUGGCCACCUGUACACCAAGAGAACCUGGUGUUACCGGUGGUGAUGUUUGCUCAUCAGAAUCAUUUAAUGAAGAUAUUGCUGUAUUUGCUAAACAGAUUCGUCAAGAAAAACCAUACUAUGUACCGAAUCCUGAAUUAGAUAGUUUGAUGGUUCAAGCAAUUCAAGUGUUAAGGUUCCAUCUUCUUGAACUUGAAAAGGUACAUGAAUUAUGUGACAAUUUUUGUCAACGUUACAUCAGCUGUUUAAAAGGGAAAAUGCCCAUUGAUUUGGUCAUCGAUGAAAGGGAUACAAAACCCGAUCUUGGUGAUAAUAAUAAUAGUUCAAGUAAUGGUAGUGGUGGACCACCUGGUAUUGGUCUUGGUGGUGGUGGUGGUUCAUCAUCUAAUGGUGGAAUUGGUGGUUUACGUGGUAAUGGUGGUGGUAGUUCUGAUCAUGGUCAUCAUUCUGAUAGUGCAUCAACACCUGAUCAUCAAGUUUGUUAUUCGCGGCCACCAUCACAAUCACUUAAUUCAUAUGGACAUGGUAUACAUGAUGAUGUACGAUCACCGAAUGGAUCGACUGGAACACCUGGACCAUUAUCACAACAACCUAGUUCACAACAAUCAACCGAUAAUAAUAGCGAAGCGGGAUCUUUUUUAGGCGACGCUAGCAUUGGAUCGGGUGAUGGUACCGGUGAUGAUGAUGAUGAUGAUCGUAGUAAAAAACGGCAGAAAAAACGUGGCAUAUUUCCUAAAGUAGCAACGAAUAUAAUGAGAGCUUGGCUAUUUCAGCAUUUAACGCAUCCGUAUCCAUCUGAAGAUCAAAAAAAGCAACUAGCUCAAGAUACUGGUCUAACAAUAUUGCAAGUGAAUAAUUGGUUUAUCAAUGCCAGAAGACGAAUCGUUCAACCAAUGAUUGAUCAAUCAAAUCGAGCAGAUCUUGGUGGUUCAUUAGGAUCAGCCGGUUCAGCAUAUAGUCCCGAUCCAAAUAUGGGUUAUCUGAUGGACAGUAGCCAACAAUUUCGUACACCUGGCAUACAAGGAGACGGAGGAUGUACGGAUGGCACCACCACCACGAUGGACGCGAUGGCUGGAUAUUCUGCAUCAGCCAUUAAUCAAGCACAAUUACGUACACAACAACAGAUGCUAUUAUCAUCGGGACAUCAUCACCAUACACAUGCGGCAACUGCAGCUGCAAUGAUGAUGGGACAUACAAUGAUGGGCCAUCAUCAUCAUCAUCCAGGUAUUACACAUCAACCAUCACCAUUAUAUGAUAGUUCUGGUCAACAUAUUAUGGACAUACAUGCUACCUAGCUAAAUACAAAUCAAAACCAAUCAACUAUCUAACCAAUAAUAAUCUUCAAUCGACAACAAGAAAAUGAUUUCCCAUUUUUUCCCACAUUCUUUUAUCUCUGUCUUUAUUUUGUACCAAGCCUCAUUUGUCACCAGGCAAAAACGAAAUAUCAAAUUCGACUGGAAUCAAUGAAUGAAUGAGAUUCACAAGAAUAUUACUAUUUAGUGCAAAUAUAUCACCCAUACGCAAACAAACAAACAAACACACACACACACACACACACACACACAUCGAAUCGAAUCAUAACAUUCUUGUUCCACCAAAUGGAUAUUUUCAUUUUCAUAAUCAAAUUGACAAAACAAAUUAAUAUUUAAUGAAUAAUUUAGACUGAAUGAUGUCGUUAGUAUCAAAUCAAUCAAUCAAUCAAUUUAUUAAAUAAUAAUAUAAUAAAAUUAAUGUUUUAUUCUU